Molecule: messenger RNA, 702 nt
Organism: Paracoccidioides brasiliensis Pb18
Product: methionine-R-sulfoxide reductase
Exons: 2
Coding region: 1-702 (233 amino acids)
Biological process (GO): protein repair; response to oxidative stress
Molecular function (GO): peptide-methionine (R)-S-oxide reductase activity
Source: RefSeq, a predicted model, not a curated record
AUGCUCCCAACCCUUCGAAAUCUGCAUCUCCAUCGGCGUAUAAUCCACACUCAGGGCUUCUUAUCCAGUCUCCCUAGACAGCUCGUCGGCUCUAACAGAUCUCUCCACUCCGAUCUUCGCCGCCUUGCCCGCAAACAUCGCCCGUUGCUGACUGGCCCACGAACCGUUCUAUUCAGCUCGAUGCCAGCCAUCCCAUUUCUCUCUUCAUUGUUACGCUCUUCAAGUAGCAACACUACUUACGAGAUGGAGUUCCCUGAUAAACGGACGGAUGAUGAAUGGCGGGCCGUUCUAACCCAAGAACAAUUCCGCAUCCUCCGCAACAAAGGAACUGAAUCUCCCGGCAGCGGCAAAUACGACAAACAUGCCCCGUUAUCGGGCAUCUACGAAUGCGCCGGUUGCGGCGCUCCGCUCUACAAAGCAUCGCACAAGUUCGUAUCGGGCUGCGGCUGGCCGGCAUUUUUUGACUCGGUCCCUGGAGCGGUGUUGCGGAAGGAGGAUAGGUCGUUUGGCAUGAAAAGAACUGAGAUUGUUUGCUCGAACUGCGGGGGACAUCUGGGUCAUGUGUUUAAGGGCGAAGGGUAUAAAACUCCGACGAAUGAGAGGCAUUGUGUUAAUAGUAUUAGUUUGAGCUUUACGAAGGAUGAGGCGAAGCUGAGUAAGAACGGUAAGAAGGAGGGCAUGGAGGGGGAAACAAGCAAGUGA